AUGAAGUUCUGCAUAUCAACUCUUGUCACAUUCAUAACGACAGCUAUAGCAGCAAACUGCUCCGGCGGCGCACCCAAACCAAACGCACCCUACAAGAACCGCGCAGCCGAGCUCUGCCGCGCGUGUGGCCCUGCGGGCGCCUGCGCCAACAAGGUCACGUCCGGCGGUGGCGUGGUGUGCAGUAUGACGGUUCCAAGAACCAAGCAAACUCUGUAUUGUGAGGAAGCAAUGAGCGAUAUUUUGGGUCAGUGCAUCAGCGGCGGUCACUCUGGUGGAAAUCGGAAAUGCGUCAGCGAAUUCUACGAGUGUCAUGCCAUCUAG
Messenger RNA from Colletotrichum godetiae, 321 nucleotides. RefSeq lists its product as uncharacterized. The transcript is spliced from 2 exons. The record is from RefSeq and is a predicted model, not a curated record. Lineage: Eukaryota; Fungi; Ascomycota; Sordariomycetes; Glomerellales; Glomerellaceae. The coding region runs from base 1 to 321 and encodes 106 amino acids.